GUCUGAGGUCCCCAGCUGUCCAAAACAGUCAGCUUGACACAUGAGUGCUUAGUUUAGCACACAUACAAACACACAAAUACAUACACACACAGAAUCAUAGAUUAGAGCGCAAAUACAGACAUAUGCUCACUCUGAGCACUUUGGAAAUCACCUCAAGAAAAUUGAAAAUAAAUAGUGAAAGAGCGUCGCAAUUGACACAGAAACCUGGGGGCCUGAAGUGAGGAAGCAGCUUGGUCGGCUGGUUUGUUGGACUCAGAUCUGGAAGGUGUACAACGCUCCAGUGAUCGUCAUCAGGUGGGGCAGUACUGACAGCAUCAACCAAACAACAUGGACCAGGAGGAUGACAAAAACUCUGUGGAUAUCCAUGACAACCCUCCAGCUCCUGACAACUUUGUGAAAGAGGAGGGAGACACUGUCUAUUUCAUAUAUGAGGAGGAGGUGGAGGUGGAGGAGAAGGAACCCGAACCUCCACCACCUAUUGUCCGGAUCAACGACAAACCGCACAAGUUCAAGGACCACUACUGCAAGAAACCCAAGUUCUGUGACGUCUGUGCUCGCAUGAUAGUCUUGAACAACAAGUUUGCUCUAAGAUGCAAAAACUGCAAGACCAACAUCCACCACUCAUGUCAGUCCUACGUCGAGUUCCAAAAAUGUUUUGGAAAAAUUCCACCUGGCUUCAGAAGGGCCUACAGCUCCCCCUUAUACAGCAGUGACCAACCAGAUCAAAACAACCCAAACAGGAACGACCCUGUCUUUGACACCCUGCGUGUCGGCGUCAUCAUGGCAAAUAAGGAGCGUAAAAAGAAUGAAAAUGACAAGAAAAAUAUGAUGAUGAUGAUGGAGGAAGAAGAAGAAGAAAGCCAACAGCCCAAAGAGAGCGAAGAGGGAGGAGAAGGGAAGCCUGAUGAUAAGAAGGAGAAAGGAGGAGACAAAGCAGACGACAAGAGUAAGGGAACAUUCUCCCAUUCCCACUUUUUCCUGGCCCUCUAUCGCUUCAAGGCCAUCGAGAAAGACGACCUCGACUUCCAUCCUGGUGAUCGGAUCACUGUACUGGAUGACUCCAAUGAAGAGUGGUGGAGGGGAAAGAUGGGGGAGAAGACAGGCUACUUCCCGACCAAUUACCUCAUAAAGGUGCGCGCAUCCGAAAGAGUUUUUAAGGUGACACGCUCGUUUGUCGGGAACAGAGAAAUGGGACAAAUCACACUGAAGAAAGACCAGAUUGUGGUGAAAAAAGGAGAUGAGAAAGGUGGCUACUUGAAGGUCAGCACUGGACGCAAGCUGGGCUACUUCCCUGCUGAUCUGCUGGAGGAGAUCACUGUGACGUAAAAAAAACAAAAAAACAAACAAAAGGAAGUUAAAGGGCCUGCAGCACAUUGAAAUGUCACAUAUCCCGAACAUUCAGCAGUUUUCUUUAUUGGUGUAGUAUCUACUUUUGCUCUUAUUGUGAGGAAUGAUUAAUGACACAAAUUAAGGAUUUCAUGGUCUGAAAAGCCAUUUCAUGAAUACAUAGAUUGAUGUUGAUAAGGGACAAUCAGAUCAUGUAAUGGCUCUUUUGUGUAAAGGAACAGCAAUCCUCAGAUGCUUUAUGUAACUGUCUGCUGAUCACAGCAUUGAGGGGAUGUAUUACUAAAUGUAUUAAUUGAUAUGACAGGAUAAAAUGAACAAUGUCUGGCCUUAAUCUAUUAGAUUUUAGAGUUUUUUAGAUUAAAAAAGUUUUUAUAACAAGUAAUCAAGGGGAGAUUAAUGGUGAUGGCACUUGGGAAUGGGAAUGAAUGCAUUGUUAAAUCAAAAUGAAAACAUUCAAAAUUAUAAAAGUUCAGUUUUCUUUAAGCUACAUUGACAUGAAUAAAGAUAUUUUAUUCCCAUUUACCCUAAUUGUUAAUAAAAAUGACGCUGCUAUUGCUACAAUCUUUGAAAA
Molecule: messenger RNA, 1918 nt
Organism: Labrus mixtus (cuckoo wrasse)
Lineage: Eukaryota; Metazoa; Chordata; Actinopteri; Labriformes; Labridae
Gene: stac3
Product: SH3 and cysteine rich domain 3
Exons: 13
Coding region: 328-1326 (332 amino acids)
Biological process (GO): positive regulation of protein localization to plasma membrane; positive regulation of voltage-gated calcium channel activity; skeletal muscle contraction
Cellular component (GO): extrinsic component of cytoplasmic side of plasma membrane
Molecular function (GO): protein binding
Source: RefSeq, a predicted model, not a curated record